CAAAGGACAAGUGGGCCAAAGGCUGUCCAAAUGUUACGUACUUUGGAGCGGAUUGUCCCUUCGUUUCCCGCGACUCUCUCUGAUUCUUCUCCUCACUGAACCCUCCGCCGGAAACCGACUGCAACAUCCGAGCGAGCUACAAUGUCGUCUGGAUUCAGCAAUGGCAUUAGGGUUUUCAGAGGAUGCAGGGCUCUCUUACUCCGUCGAAAUCUUCUGCUACCGUCCCCCCCACCGCUGUCAAAUCGAAGACGAUCUCGAAGUCGAACGCUGAGCCGAAGGAGAAGACUCCUCCGAGGUCCGAUGUUGCGGCUGCAGCCGCACCCAAGCCGAAAUUUCAAAGGGAGAUGACUCGACCGACGGGGUUACUGAAAGUCUUCCAGGUUUCUCCAGCGUUGGGCAAUUUCUUGGGUGUAUCGGAGGCUUCUCGCACCGACGCCGUCAAGCAGAUCUGGUCCUAUAUCAAGCUCCAUAACCUUCAGAAUCCUACCAACAAAAGAGAGAUUUACUGUGACGAUAAACUUAAAGCCAUAUUUGAAGGAAGGGAAAAGGUUGGUUUCUUGGAGAUUGGCAAAUUGCUCACUCGCCAUUUUGUGAAGAACUGAUCGCCAAAUUCCCAAGCUUUCUGGUUGUUGGGCUCUUCUUUGGCUCACGUGUUUUUAGGCAAACUUGCUCAACUUCUUGUAGAUGGUGCAUUUUUAGGCUUACUUCAGUGUGUUGUCUGGUAAGUUUUCUUGUAAAAAUGAUAGGCACCUAACUUAAUGGCUUCCAUCUUCUUCACCCUCCAUGGCCAUUGGUUCAUGGAAGGCAGGGGUGGUUCCACUAGUUACUAGAUUUAGUGAUUUCAGUAGUUGUAGAUAUUUUAUCUAAUUGACUCGCCUUUUAGAACCAGCUACUAGACCUGAUAUGUGGAAAUUACUACAAGGAGAGUAAGAUUCGGAUUACCUUGUUGAUCGAA
Cucurbita pepo subsp. pepo (vegetable marrow) is the source of this 955-nucleotide messenger RNA. RefSeq lists its product as uncharacterized. NCBI's taxonomy places the organism in Eukaryota, Viridiplantae, Streptophyta, Magnoliopsida, Cucurbitales, Cucurbitaceae. The record is from RefSeq and is a predicted model, not a curated record.